Molecule: messenger RNA, 795 nt
Organism: Ooceraea biroi (clonal raider ant)
Lineage: Eukaryota; Metazoa; Arthropoda; Insecta; Hymenoptera; Formicidae
Gene: Lipt2
Product: Lipoyl(octanoyl) transferase 2
Biological process (GO): protein lipoylation
Molecular function (GO): lipoyl(octanoyl) transferase activity
Source: RefSeq, a predicted model, not a curated record
UUAAUCUACGCUGCAAAAUCUUCGGAAUGCGUCCGCGAGUGGUGAAGUUCUUACUCGCCGGUCGCCUGCCUUACGGAAUCGGUCUACAGUUGCAGAAGACCUUGGCCGAUCACCAUCACAAGCGUCUGAGCGAGCCGGCGAACACGCUGGUGGUGCUAGAACAUGAACCGGUAUAUACGGUGGGAAUACGGAACAAAGGAUACACGGAAGAAGAUGAGAGGAAGCUUAGGAGCCUAGGCGCGGACUUCUGGAGAACAGAUCGCGGCGGGCUGAUCACCUUCCAUGGCCCCGGGCAACUGGUAGCCUACCCGGUGCUCGACCUGAAGCAAUUCCGCACUAGCGUCAGGUGGUACGUGCAGCAGGUGGAGCGUAUGGUGAUCCGCGUGUGCGCCGAGCUCGGCAUCAAAGCCGAGACCUCACCAGACACUGGAGUCUGGGUCGGCGACCGCAAGAUCUGUGCCAUAGGCAUCCACGGUAGCCGCUACGUCACCACCCACGGCCUCGCGCUCAACUGCAACACCGAUCUCAGGUGGUUCGACCACAUCGUACCAUGUGGCAUCGAGGGUAAAGGCGUGACUAGCGUCUCCAAGGAACUGGACAUGGAGGUGACGGUGAACGACAUACUGCCAAUCUUGAAGAACGCCUUCAGCGACGAAUUCGAGUGCGACCUGAUCGAGUUCCCGGCCGGCGAGGCGUCGCAGCUGCUGCGAGACAUACGCCGCAGUGUUUUACAAAAAGUAUGAUAAUUAUAAUAAUCAAAUGAAUUUUAGAAAAAUAAAGAGAUGUUUUAAGAAA